Oikopleura dioica is the source of this 1995-nucleotide messenger RNA. The record is from the annotation of a GenBank genome assembly. Lineage: Eukaryota; Metazoa; Chordata; Appendicularia; Copelata; Oikopleuridae.
AUGGCGCAAAUUGGGAUUGAGAUCUCCCAAAACGCGAAAUUGCCUGUUCGUAAACGAGCUCGCAGAUCUUUGGUCGCUGCAAAACGCGCGGCUCAAAUAACGACGAUAAACAAGCGGAAAUUGGCGGACCUUGAUGGUACCGUCAUCAAACCUGUUGAUGUCAAGAGGGCGAAGGUGGAAGCUUCUCCCCCCGGAUCCACUUGCAAAGCCGGACUUGCUAGCGACGAUGACGCUGAUUACGAACCCAUUCCUGAUUCUCCUGCUGCCUCUGAAGAAAAGAAGAUUUUCGAGUUCAUCGAUGAGUGCUAUGAAGCGACCGCGUCUUCCUCCUACUUCGAAUCUCGGACGAGGGGAUUUUCGCAGCCUGUUUCCACUGGUGAUAUAAGGCGAUAUCGAUGGCUGCAGGAUGCUAGAACGUUCGGCGAUUCUCCAUUUGGGUCGGUCUUAUUUGGGACCCCGCCGUUUUCAUCGCCUCUUCAAUGUCCGAAGGCGUCGACAUCUUCAGCGGCGCCUGGCGAAGGCUUACCGUCGUCAAGAGUUUUGGCUGCCGGUUCAGAAGGUCGUCCGGCCCCCAGCGCUCUCAAAAUCGUCUGUGUUCAAUACGCUAUCUACGCUCUCCUCUUCACCAUCUUCCUCUCCUUCGUCGCCUACAUCCUUUACUGGACAGGCCUCUGGAGGCUCAUCGUGUGGUUCUGCCGGCUCGUAUUUUGGGUCGUCAAGGGUUGCACUUGGCUUGCCAAGCGAUUUACCGAUGAUGAGCUGGUCGAGCCGGAAGUCCGCUGGGUCACUGACGACGAUUUGCACCUCGGCCUACUCAACGUUACGAUUCCCAAGGAGCACCUUCAAGCGCUUCAGGACAUGAACGGUUCCGCUCUGAUGGAGAUCGCCGGAGAAUUCAGAAUCCGCCAUGUUGAAGUCGCUGCCGAUCAUCUUGUUGCUAAAAUUUUUUCCGCCGAAACUGCAGAGGUAUUGCGAUCGAUCUUCCGCGACUUUGGGAGAUCGGUUUCUGGUCUCGUUUUCGACAUGGACCGCUACAUUGUCUCCGGCGACUUCGACUACGACGUAACCCAUCUUAGCUCUAGCGUUUACGACCAGCUCUACAACUUCACCGCUCCGCUGGCCGCCUCUUACAACCUCACUUUGCCUUUUACCCGCACACCUCGGUCUCUCACUUCUCCGACUGAAGACGGUUCCGUUCCGGCUCGAUCGAAGCGUGGGUCGAUGUACGAGUCUGGAUUUGUCGACUACAUGGUCGAUCAAGACAAGCUUCCUUCCUCCACCGACGAUGAGGUGAUCGAAUUCGUUCCUGCUCGUUCCCGCCGUGGGGCCAUGUACGACUCUGGUUUCAUCGAUUACAUGGUCGACCAGGAUAAAUUACCUUCCUUUGUCGACAACCUUGACGAUUUCGCUUCCGAUUCAACCUCCGCUUUCGUGCCUGCUCGCUCCCGGCGUGGAUCCAUGUACGAUUCCGGCUUUAUCGACUACAUGGUCGAUCAGGACAAGCUUCCCGCGUACACCGACGAUCACUACAACGACGACACCAGUGUCGAUCUACUGCGCAAUCAACGCGACAUCAGCCUCUCCGCGACCGAACUCCAGGCGCUUGUCAUUCCUCGCAUGGUGCAGCUUCUCGCACGACUACCGAAGAUCACUGGCGGGGCGGCGGCGCCCGGCCAAUUACUUGAAGCCCAGCAGAAAGCUCAAGUAGAAGGGGCGUCCGCUGCGUAUACCUCGCCCGCUGUCACUCACGCUCUUACUGCUCUCGAUGAGCAAAUUGUAACGUCCGCUCCCGCUUCAUCGGCUGCUUCUCGCUUCAACCCUUUCAAGAAGAAGAAGCUUAACCCGACUCCUCUUGCGUCCAUCGCCGCUAAGACUGCUGUUGCUCAAGACGCUACUUCCUCCUUGGUCACUGCUCCUGCUCCUGCUCCACCUCUUGCUGGCGAGUUUCCUCCUCCACCAGCCGCCGUGCCUAGCCGAGUGCAACGAUUCAAAUAA